GGCAGAGGAGCGAGGAGGAAAAAAAAAACGCGCUGAAAGAAGCCUGGCAUAGUUUUGUGGGGAUUGUGGAAAAAGAUGUAACGAAGCUUGCAAGCGCUCUCCCCGGGAUGGAAAACUGGAUUACUCUCCCUGCUGAAACACACUGUGGAUGUCUGAAUAAACCAGGAGGAGAUACACGGGAAUGAAUGGAUUCUAAAGCCUUUUCACAAAAUGGGAACUAACUGUGCUCAUUUUCGCUGUAGUGCAAAGCUCUCUCUGGGUGUGUGUGGGAUGUUGUGUCAGGGCUAAAGCCCAUCCCUCUCCCAUGAGCCUGUGUGCCCACACACACCUGGCUCCUUCACGCACACACACCCGGCGCCCACGCACGCAAAGCCGGCACUGACGCUGUGAACUGGACCCUAGAAGCCCAGCGGAGCCAAGCGGAGCGGAGUCUAGCCCAGUUGGAGCCUGAGGAUGUCAACAGAGACAGAGCUACAGCCAGCGGUCAGGCCCAGCAGCGUCAGACGGGACUCCAAAAGGAAAGGGCAGGAUCGCAGCGAGGCGACUCUCAUCAGGCGUUUUAAGGGCGAUGGCGUCCGCUACAAGGCCAAGCUCAUCGGCCUGGACGAGGUCACUGCCGCCCGUGGAGACAAACUCUGCCAGGACUCGAUGAUGAAGCUCAAGGGUAUAGCUGCAGGAGCACGGUCUAAAGGAGAACACAAAAAGAAGGUGUUUCUGACCGUUUCCUUUGGAGGGAUCAAGAUCUAUGAUGAGAAGUCAGGGGUCCUUCAACACCACCAUGCGGUCCACGAGAUCUCCUACAUUGCCAAGGACAUCACGGACCACCGAGCCUUUGGCUACGUCUGCGGAAAGGAAGGGAACCACCGCUUCAUGGCUAUCAAGACUGCACAGUCGGCUGAGCCUGUGAUCCUGGACCUGCGGGACUUGUUCCAGCUCAUCUAUGAGAUAAAGCAGAGAGAGGAGAUGGAGAAGAAGGCGCAGAAAGACAAGCAGUGUGAGCAGGCGGUCUACCAGACAAUACUGGAGGAGGAUCUGGAGGACCCGGUCUACCAGUACAUUGUGUUUGAGGCGGGACACGAGCCCAUCCGUGACCAAUCAGAAGAGAGCAUUUAUCAGGUUCCCACAAGUCAGCAGAAGGAAGGGGUCUAUGACGUCCCAAAGCGACACCCAAAUGGACAUCAAAACAACCCCCACCAUCAUCAUCAACAUCAUCAUUAUCAUGAGCAGCCCCUCAAACAAGAUCAAACUCAACAGCCGCAGCCGCAGCCGCAGCCGGCAGUGGCAGAUCUGAUAGAAUUAGAUCUGGAAAUGGUGACUCAGAAUAUCAACCAAUUUGAGAUUUUUGGAGACAUGUCCACACCUCCUGACAUCACUUCUCCAUCGACCCCCGCCUCUCCAGCUAACAUCCUCGACCCCUCGCAGGGCCUUCUGCCUCCCACGGAACUGUUUGCUUCCUUCAAUCCUGCGUCCGUGCCCUCAGGUUAUGUGACAAUGGGAGCAGUACCCCCUGGCCACUGGUCCCAGCAGGCGUUUGCUGCCCAGACGCCGCUGGCCUUCGGGGUCCAGUCUCCUCUAGGCCCGGUAGCCCAGGUGCUGCCAGGUGGCCAGCCUCUCAUUUGGGGCCAGGCCAACAUCUUCCCUGCCACCCAGCAGCAGUGGGCAGCCAUGGCAGCCGGAGCCUUCUCCCCCACAGCCUACCUCCCUGCCCAACCUGUGGGCACUCUGCCUGCCGCCAUGUUCCAGACUCUCACCCCCGUCACGUCUUUGACUCACGCCGGCGAGAGCCAUUUAGGUGCUGGAGCUAGCGCUCCCUCCCCUUCAGCGUCGUCGAGUCCGCAGCACGGGGAGAGAGCGAGGAAGAUGGGCAAGGAGAUGUUCAAGGACUUUCAGCUGGCGAAGCCUCCUGCCAUGCCGUUGAAGAAGGGUGAACAACCCAACUUAGCAAGUACCUCAGAUGCAUUCAGCUCUUACUUCAGCCGUGUGGGCACUGCCCAGGACACGGACGACUGUGACGACUUUGACAUUUCUCAAAUGAAUCUAACACCAGUCACCUCCACGACACCAUCCACCAACUCACCACCCACCCCAGCUCCCAGGAAGAGCUCUCCCUCGAAAUCCUCAGCCUCCCAUGUCAGUGACCCCCCCACUGACGCCACAGACCCCCCCACAGACGACUCGUUCGGGGAAGCAGAGGGCAGCCCUAGUCGCAGUGGAGAGGAAGAUGCUGCGUGUGGUUCUGGGUCGCCCUGCCCCAGUGAGACGGCAGAGCCGAGUCCAGACCAGGCCAGUCCAGAGGCUGGGAGCUAGAUAGCAGCAGGGCAGGAAGGGGAAGGACCCUCUCUACGCCCAGAUCAACAAAGGGAAGAAAUGAAGAGACACACAGGAAGACAGACCUGACCAGCACUGAGAGAGCAGGAGGACAACUCACUGUGUGUGUGUGUGUGCGUGUGUGUGCGUGAGUGUGUGGGUGUGGGUGUGUGUGGGUGUGUGUCUGCGUGCGUGUGUGCAUGUGCGUGUCUGGCACAUCUCCCAGUCUGGCCAAGCCCUUCUUCUUCUUCUUCUUCUUCUUCUUCUUCUUCUUUUUCUUCUUCUUCUUCUUCUUCUUCUCCUCCUUCGGCUAACAACCUCCCAGAAGGAGCCUCCACACGCCCUCUGUCCUCCUGCUGUGCUCCUCCUCUCUGCAGCCCUCUUCUCCUCCUGAAAGGAGAGAGCCCUCUUGGUCAUUCACUCCAGGCAGGAGGGAUAUCAAUCACUGAGACGGAUCCAGUUCUCCCUCCACUGCGCUGUCUUCUCCUCUCCUCUUUUCUCCCUGUGGCGACUCACACACAGCCUUACAGACCUAACCUGCUCCCCCCUCUGUCUCCCUCCUUUCUCUCCCUCCUCUUCUCUGUCUUUGCUCUUACACUCCUCCCUCUGCCUCCUGUGUCUGGCCAGAGACUGUGCUGCCAAGGAGAGACUGAAUCAAGCAGUGCCUCCCUGUCUCCGACACACACAGACACACACACACACACACACCCACACACACACACAGAAACACGCACGCUCAUCGGGAUUAGAAUGCUCAUUUUUCAUUUUAACGGACAGAAUCUGCGUCUGUAGUGAGGAGAUCCUACGGGAGGAGCUAGACUCUAACGAGCCUAUCAGGGAUGGCCCGUUACUGGGAUCACUGCUUCUGAUUGGUUGGUUGAUUCGGGUGUUGUCUCCCCAUUCUUGUGAGUGUCUGCUGGAUCACUAUGCAGAAAUAGACUCUCUGGGAGCUACUCACACCAAAUACAUACAUACUGUGCUCACAGCAAUCAGCCUACAUAUACUCACACCACACACACACACACACAUGCAGUCAUCUCUCACCCUCUCUAACAUGCAUACACACAGUCAUUUGCCAAACGUCUGUCCUCGCAGACAGACUCACGCAGAGGCCAGAGGACCGGACAUACUGAGGAAUGGACCCUGAGAGGGAAGUGUUGCAAGUCCAACAGAUUCUGUGAUUGAACUGUUCAUUCUCUAUAGCUUUUGUACAAUACUGAUAAAAAAAAAAGAAGAAAUUGAAAAAUUGAAUUUUUAUUUUAUAAGUCAAUCAAGCCGCUGGGGUCAGCUCUAUCGGAGUUAUAGAGUCAACAUGGCUUUAAGGCAUCUGAUCGUUGGUUUGCCAAACUCAUUUUGUAAAUAAUGAUAACAACAACCGUUUUGUCCACUGGAAUUCUGUGCCAUAAAAUAGGAAGGCUUCAGUUAUGCAAAUUCUUGACGUUAACCCAAGCAAUACCAACAUAUGUUUUAUUUUUCCUGUUUUCCUACUCUGUUUUGUUGCCCUCUGAUAUUGUUUUGAUCUUGUGCAUGGAUGUUGUAGGUCUUUGUCUUAGCCUCAGUUAUUAAUUCUGGUUCCACCUGCACACCUAGCUCGUAUUGGUCUUUUCAAGUCCCACCACCUCACGUUGUUAUGUCCCAAACAGAUUAGCUUCUGCAGUUUCUGUUACCGAGAGCCUAUGUACGUGUUUCUGUACCUGCAGUCUCUAUGUUGCAGACAGCAGACACAGUCCCACUCACUGUAGCCCAGACUGCUCCUCUCCUCCAUCCCAUUCCCCCAGAACAGUCUUUAAGAUACCGUUAUGCUCCGCCCAUCUGUCUGUCUGUUGGUCAGAUGCCAAACUGCUGCUGUCCGAGCAUCUGUGUGUGGACUGCAGCAUCCUCUGCUACGACUACAUCAACUUUGAUGCCAAUGACUCCCUAUUUUAUGGCCAGAGUCCCCAUGUCACUUGAAAACUCUUUUGGACUAUGAUGUUGAUUAACUUUAAAAUUUGACAACUAGAAGAUGAGCAAAGAAGUUGAAUUAAAAGGGAAACGUUGCUGUUUGAGUACAUAACAUUUCUAGACCUAUUUUAACUUUACCUCAGCUAACAGUUUCUUAAUGUAAAUUGACACAUUAUUUUUAUCUUUAUGAAUAUGACAUUCUACAGUGGGUUUUUAGAUGAUUUUUUGGUUUCUCUCUUGAUUUACGUAUUCCACCAUGUAUUACUGUUACAAAUAAACACAUCCCAAGUGAC
Cottoperca gobio is the source of this 4541-nucleotide messenger RNA. It is a transcript of the gene dab1a, whose product is annotated as DAB adaptor protein 1a. The transcript has 17 exons. Gene Ontology annotation, cellular component: cytoplasm; intracellular membrane-bounded organelle. The record is from RefSeq and is a predicted model, not a curated record. Gene Ontology annotation, biological process: neuron migration. NCBI's taxonomy places the organism in Eukaryota, Metazoa, Chordata, Actinopteri, Perciformes, Bovichtidae. Bases 454 to 2307 code for a protein of 617 amino acids.